Molecule: messenger RNA, 2115 nt
Organism: Capsaspora owczarzaki ATCC 30864
Lineage: Eukaryota; Filasterea; Ministeriida; Capsasporidae
Exons: 2
Coding region: 55-1986 (643 amino acids)
Molecular function (GO): protein binding
Source: RefSeq, a predicted model, not a curated record
UUUUCUCAGUUUUCUCAGUUUUCUCAGUUUUCUUUUUGUCUUCUUCUCAUCACAAUGCGACGACGCGAUCGCAGCGCGUUUGUGCUCGCGGCUGCGGUAUUGCUUCUGAGUAGCGCAGUGGUCUCUGUUGCUGCUGCUACGACGACGACGGUGGACGAUCAGCAGCACAUCCAAGUGACGCCCCCAACGCCAGCCAACAUUGCGCAGGCGGGCAUCUUUGUCGGCAACCACGGCCUGCGACGCAACCGACUGGACGAGCGCGAGCUGCUUGGCGAGGAGAACCGCAUGGACGAGUUGGACCAGCGGGUGCUGCUGCACAGCAAGGAGGCGAUUGAUCGGCUGCUCGCCAAGGUUCGCGCGGAUGUCGGCGAGAACGCGCCACAGCUGGACGUUGAAGACGCGCUGGCAGUGUUUGCCACGGUCCGAUUUGAAGCUGCCAUACGUGGCAAGGCGCCAAUCGACCCGAAGGAGCCCAUGACCGAGCGGGCCAAGCGCGAGUGGAACAAGAAGAAGAAGGAACACGAUCCCAAAGUGCUCAGGAACUACGAGGUCCUCGUCAGCGAUGGCCAUGGUCGCAGCAACCUGAACGAGAACAACCAGCAGCAGCAGCAGGAACAGGACCCACACCACGAAACGGAAGACAUCAUCUUCCGCAGACCAGAGUUCCCGGAUACAUUCACGCUGGAAGAUAUCGACCGCUGGGCCUGGAUGCACCUCAAGCUCGGCGAGCGAUUCGAGGUUGUCGGUCGCUUGGAUUUGGCCGUGCGCUUCUACAUGCAGGCAUCCCACAUCAAGGGCGGCUGGACCAAGGCUCUCAACCGUCUCGGUUAUGCCUACUCGGCAGACCCUACGCCCGACCAUCUGAGAUGGGCGCUGCAGGUCUUUUCAGACGCCGUCACCAACCAAAACAUGAAGCUGGGCGCCGACGCCAGCGAAACGUGCGUUGGCCUCUGCAGCAUUCUGCAUGCUCUUGGCCACAUUGAUCAUGCUGCACGCUGGUGUAAGCGAGCACUCGACGCCGAUCCCAGCAACACGGACGCAUGGAUUUUGCUGGGUGCCUCCACCUACAAGAUGGGCGACAUUGACGGUGCAAUCAGUGCUUUUGACAACGCACUCACGCUCGAUCGCAACAAUGUCCAUGCUACCUACAAUCUCGCCCGCUGCUUGGCCUUCCGCGGCGAAAACCCCACCGUCCGCAAACCCAGAAAGGAGCAGGAAGCGCCAGCAACCACGACGACAACAACAACAACAACCGUCGACUCGGACUCAUCCACCAAUGUUGACGCCGAUGCAGUUGCUGAUCAGCCUGAGACAUCUGCCGAAACGCCCGCAUCAACGACUGAAACCGGCGACGGCACGACCGUUGAAGAGGAAGACAAGGAGACGACGACGACGACGACGACUGUCGAUGAGCAGCAGCAGCCACCGGAGGAACGCGUCUAUCCGCCGCAGCCGGUCUGGGAAGAUCACUUUAUCGGUAGCCACGAGCCCGAUGUGCCCUCUCGCGCUCUUCGUGCAGACAACCAGACGCUCGACUUUGCCGAGGCGGUGGCCUUCUACCGCAAUGCCAUCAAGCUGGAUCCGGCAUUCACCCCGCCCUACGUCAACCUGAUGGCCCUGCUGGUGAAGUUUGACAAGCGGGACGAGGCGAUUGAGCUGUGCAAACAAGGCAUUGCCAACGAUGACACAGACCACCGGUUGCAUUUCAAUCUGGGCGCGCUUCUCACAGAGCGAGAAGACACACUUGACCAAGGCCUCGUCGAAUUGCGACGUGUGGUCGAGAUUGUGAAAGACUCACGCCCUGACGUGCACGCGUCUUUGGCAGUCAUCUACAAGCAGCUCGACAAACUAGACCUUGCUAUGGAGUGCAUGGAAACUGCGUCUCGUCUUGAUCCCGAGCGCUAUGAAAAGGUGCUCACCGCCUUCCGUGAGAGCCUGGCGCAGGCAAGCCACGCCACGAUGCAAGACAAGAAGGACGAGCUUUAAGCCAACAGGCAACGGACACAAAAAGCAACAGUAACAUUUUUUGUUUUUUGUGUUGUUGGUCGUUGUUUGGUUUUUUUGUUGUUGUUGUUUGCAUUUCAAAUACAAAGCUCGUUGAAGAAGCAAAUCCUG